Messenger RNA from Trichomonas vaginalis G3, 591 nucleotides. RefSeq lists its product as uncharacterized. The transcript has a single exon. Bases 1 to 591 code for a protein of 196 amino acids. Lineage: Eukaryota; Parabasalia; Trichomonadida; Trichomonadidae. The record is from RefSeq and is a predicted model, not a curated record.
AUGAAACUUAUAGUAUGUAACGAACUUCAAAGUAUAGAUACAACAAAAGUUUUGAACUCAGAUGCUUUGAAGAGUCUUAUAACAGACAAAGUUGGAGUUGUUGAAAGAAAAUAUAAAGACCAAAGAGUUUGUGAAAAUGUUGCAAACUUCAUUAUGGUUUCAAACAAUUCUGUUCCGAUGAAGUUAGAAAGUUCUGACAGAAGAUAUGUAGUUGUCAGAACGUCAGAAGCUCAUAUGCAAGAUACAGAAUAUUUUGACGACUUAGCAGAAACUUUGACACCUAACUUUUACAACCACUUGUUCUCAUAUUUCAUGACAUUAGAUAUUUCUAAGUUCAAUCCAAGACAAAUUCCACAUACCGAAGAAAGACAAACAUUGUUAGAAGCAAACAAGAGUGUAUAUGAACUGUUUAUAGAUGAGACUAACUUUGAGUGUUUAGAUGAAAGGUCGUUGUACGAUGAAUAUAAACAAUAUUGUCAAGAGUAUGGUUAUAUGACAGCGUCUAAACGAACAUUCUUGGCAAAUGUCAAAAAUCUUUUAGAUGUUCAGAAUGGUGUAUAUACAAAGAAAAUUUUUAUGAGUAAAUUUUAA